GUCCAGUUCACUCCGCUGUUCCACCCGGGCCUGGGCUCUCUCUCUCACACACACUCACACACACACACAGACUGAAGCAUCUCUCACGCUCUCAUCAUGGCAGAAGUUACGGACUCCGUGGCCCUGCUGAGCCUCGAGGACGACCUGACCUGCAGCAUCUGCUUGUGUCCCUUCGAGGAGCCGGUGAGUCUGAACUGCGGCCACAGCUUCUGCCGCGGCUGUCUCGAGGAGACGUGGAGCACCGCGAGCUCGUACCAAUGCCCGCACUGCCGCGCGCACUACCUCACCAAGCCGGAUCUGAAGAAGAACACGGUGCUCAGCGCGGUGGUCGACACCUUCAGGUCCAAAGCCGGAACCGGUUCCGGAGCGGGGCCGGACGAGGGGGAGGACGCCGGCUUCGGUGCGGCGCGUCUGCCCCGCCGCGAGCCCAAACCCAUCAUGUGCGACAUGUGCAGCGAGGUCAAGGCGGUGAAAACGUGUCUGACUUGCAUCACGUCGUUCUGCGCCGAGCACGUCCGCCCUCACCAGGAGAACCCCCUGUUCCGCGCGCACGAGCUCUGUGAGCCGCUCUCUGACCUCGCGGAGCGUCUGUGUCCUGAGCACGGGAAGCUGAUGGAGUUCUACUGCGCGCGCCACGAGAGGAGCAUCUGCAGCAGCUGUUUGCAGCAGAAUCACAAGGAGUGCGGGUUCUCUACGCCCGGCGAGCAGCGUGAGAAGAUAGAGUCUGAUCUGCGCGACAAGUUGAACAGUCUGGACCGGAAAACUGAAAAGAACCAGCUGGUGAUAACGCAGAUGAGGGAGCAGCAAGCCAAGCUCAAGGAAAUGGCGGUGGUGCGUAAGCGCGCCCUGGAGGCGGAGUACCAGCAGAUCCGCGACAUGCUCCAGAAGGACGAGCGGGAGGCCAUGGGCGCACUGGAUAAAGACCUGGAGAGCGGCCACGGCAAACUCAACACCCUGAUGAAGAAAUUCCAGCAGAACAUCGACAAGAUGAGCUCCACCAGAGCGGAGAUCAACAACCUGCUGGCCAAGUCACACUCUCUGGACUUCUUACAGGCGUCUGUGGAAAUGCCGUCCGUGGUGAACUUUGACCCCUACACCCCACGGAUCAACCUGGACUCCAAGCGCAUCAUCGCCUACCACUCCAGCAUCGUGAGUCUGAAGGAGCACAUCAUGAGAAUUCUGCGCGAGCCCGCGGAGAACAGGUUUUCCAUCCUAAAGCCAGAUUUGGGAAAGCCAGGCCCUGCUGAAGGUGCCGCUGGAGUUCCAGUUAAUCUGCCAAGUCCGAGGGAGACCGGUUUUAUGCCAGGUCACAACUCAGGAACCCCGGGUCCCAGAUGGCCGCAAGGUGGACCUGAAGGAGCGAAAAAGAAACCUCGCCCGAGAGACAAAAAGGAGAACCGAGAUCAGAAAGAGCGCAAAGAUCACAAGGAUCAGAAAGAUCGCAAGGAUCACAAAGAUCACAAAGAUCACAAAGUUCACAAAGAUCAAAGAGAUCAAAGAGAGCACGGAGAGAACAGAGAAAGAAACAGACAACCUCCUGCCAAAGGAAUGAACCCGACGCUGUCCAGGAGCAUGGACCAUCUGGACAGCCUGUCCAAAAAACCUUUUGUUCCAGUUCCAGUUGAUUUUAAUUCAGGGACCGUCAACGUGGUUACAAGAAAUGAACUGCUAAAGUAUGCCGCCAUGCUCACCUUUGACAUCAGGACGGCGCACAAGCGAGUGGCGCUCUCUGAGAACAACACCAAGGCGUCCGUAUCGGACGAGCCGUCUGCGUAUCCGGACAUCCCGCCUCGCUUCACCGUGUGCUCGCAGGUGCUCUGCCAUCAGGGCUUCUCUCAAGGACGCCAUUACUGGGAGGUCAAAAUGAGCAGCAAUAAUUUCUGCGGCCUGGGUCUGGCGUACGCCUCCAUCGACCGGAAAGGUCCGUCUAGCCGUCUGGGCCGUAAUGACCAGUCCUGGUGCAUCGAGUGGUUCAACAUCAAGCUUUCGGCGUGGCACAACAGCGCCGAGACCGUGCUGAACAACCCGAACCCGAGCCGCGUCGGCGUCCUGCUCGACUGCGAUAACGGUACCGCCAUCUUCUACAACGUGCAGGACCGCGCCUACCCCUUCCACACCUUCGUCUUUCCGUUCUCCCAAGCCGUGUAUCCGGCGUUCUGGAUCUUCUCCAGCGGCUCGUCCAUUACGCUUUGCAAACCGAAUAAUUAACGACGGUUUGUAAACACGUUCGAAAAUAGAGUCUGUGUUAACCGACUGUAGAUCAGCAGUUUGUGCAGUUACUCUAAAAUGUCUCUAUAUAAUAAGUUAAUAUAAUAAUAUCUCUAUAUAAUAAGUUUUAAAUUGUAAUGUGAUAAUAAUCAACAAACUGUUUAAAAUCUGUGGUUUGGGUGAUUUUGGGACGUUAAUCGAUUUUUUUUCUGCUUCUGAUCAUUUGGUAUCUUUAUCUUUAAGGUGAUGGAGGAGCCGUGUGUAACGUUGAGGUCGGAUUUAACCUGACGUUUACGCCAGCAUUUAGUCUCUGCAAUAACAGAAGAAACGCUUUGGUUUUCUGGGCUGUAGGUUCAUGCUAAGAAGAUAAAUGAAGCGUGGAACAAUGUAGCAGAGCACGAUUGUUUAGUCUGGUGCGUGCGCUUGGUUAGUACUAAUCUAACCUGAGAGCAGUGUCUUUUUAUAACGUUGACGUUGGUUAGUGUUUCACUUAGCUGUAUAAAAUCCACAGACAAGCCAGAUUUAUGAGAACGUCAGGACGAUUAGUGAUGCGAAGCGUUCAGAAUGCUCGAGGUUCGAAUGCUCAGUGCUCCUCUGUGGUUGAGAAACAGUAUUAUGCUAUUGUUUGUUUGUUUGCUUGUUUUUUAUCAGUAUUUUCUGCCUGCAGUUCUGUCCUGAUGAUCAGCUCUUGUUUGUUCAGUGAGGGUUGACUCAGAAGCUUCACCCUCCACAAAUAGGUUUUAUUGCCAGUAGACAAACCAGGCCGAAGUCCACAGUUUGCGUGCUCAAGAGCAGAACAAUGAACAACCGGGCUCAGUGAUGAUGAUGAUGAUGAUGAUGAAACAUCUCUGGACCUGUGGAACGUGAGCGUCCGUAUCUCACAGGUCCACGUCUCUGGGGUGUAACCUGGCAUCCCUUCAGCAUUUUAUUGCUUUGAAAAAAGAGACAUUACAUCGCUUAAAUAUGGAGCGAGGUCGCGUUUUUAACUGAAGAAUAAACAGACGCGUGGCGACGUUGGAUUUCACAGUAAAUAGCGAUGUUCAUAAGAACAGCAGCAGCAGGUAUCGUGUAUUAGAACGUCAUCAUCUGCUGAACUGAAUUAUGGGAUUGGGAUUCACACGUGCACAGACACGCGCUCGUACCUCCCUAGUGAAGUCAGUGUCUUUUGCAUAGCCUGUGUUUUACUGAUACGUUUUACAAACACUCAUUCAGUUCUCUCUAUAAUAAAUAACGUAAAUCCAGAUAAUCUGUUCCAGCCACCCAAUUUUCAACAAUAUAAUCAUAUUCCUGCUCAUAAAAACAAUCAAAACAUUUAGAAAACACAUCAUGCAAAAGAAACUUCACGAAAAAUAUGUGAACUCUCUGUACGCCGGGGUUCUGCCGAACUUUCAGUUUUCAUUUAUUUUAUUUGAAUUAAAAAUUGUCUCACUUCAGUUACAAGUCGUGACCACCAGCAGUUUUAUCCACAGAGGUGGAAUGAGUAAUAAACUUUUAUACUUAAGUAAAAGUACUGUUACUUCAGUAAAAUGUUACUGAAGUACAAGUAAUAAAGUUACCAAGUUACAUAAAAGUAAAAAGUAUCUUUUUAAAAACUCCCUCAGAGUAAAAGUUACAAAGUUACUUUCUUUAACAGCGGGGUGGGGGGGGGGGGGGGGGGGGGAGAGAUUUAAGUGUAGUGCAACAAGACAAGAGGAUAUAAAUCUCAAACUAUUUGUUUCUAAUUAAAGGAAGAACUUUACAUACUGUAAUAAAGCUGUUGCCUUUCUGGGGCUUGAAAUCAAAGUGGUGGCUUAAAUACAGUGUGACGCUCUGCGCCGUAGAGCCGGGAGCAGAAGGAGCUCAGAGCCGAGGAUAACGUGCAGCACUAAACCUGUAUCGGCCUCCUGUAGUGCCACGAAAUUAUAAUAUAAAACAUAAAGGAAAGUGUAAAAGAAUUGAGUGUUUCGGGGGGGAGCAGCACACCUGAGCUCCCAUUUCCCAUUAUAAAUCUGUUUCAUUAUUAUUAUUAUUAUUAUUAUUUUAUUCAUUUACUUUUUACUCAGUAGCGAAUAUGAUUUCAAAUGUAGCGAAGUGCAAUACUUCAAACAAAACAAACUCAAAGUAAAAUUAAAAUUACAGAUUAAAAACUUCGAAAAAAGUCGAAGUACACAAAAAAAACUACUCAGUUACGAUUCAUUACUUUUCCCUUCUGCACACAAACUUACAGGAGAGCGUCUAGAACGUUCUCACCGUUAAUAAAUGAUAGGCUUUCUCUUUUUUACGUCCUAAGAAAAAAACUAAGUUGUUCUCGGGUCCCAGUAACACCGACGCAUUUCAUCCUGGAGUUCUCUCAGUGCUCUAAACCUGAGGUAUACCAGGGGCAGCUCGUGGUUACGGCGUUGAAUUAUGGCUCAGAAGGUUCCAGGUUCAAAUCUCAGCACCACCAAGCUGCCACUGUUGGGCCCUUAAGGCACGUUGGGCGCCCAAAUCCCAUCUGCUCAGACAAAUGUCAAUCUGAAUUCAGAAUACUGUUGUGUUCCUUCUGAUCCCUGGGCAACAAAGUCCCGCCCACUUUUGUUUUCACUGACACCAUUAACAUGAAGCAUGGGUGAUUUUCGAAGGGGAAAAAAUUUUACUUUAAUUAAGAAAAAGAAAGUGUUAUUUUUGCACACAUAUUAGUGACACAUUAGUGUCUAAAGUGACCAAAAAAUGUAUUUUAAAUACCCAAGCCCCUUUAAAACAAAAUCAUGAAACUUCACGUAGACAUCACAGACCCAUCAUAGUGUGUCCUUCUGAAAAAUGGUGAAAUCCAUUCAUGCUGAAAUCCAUCCUUCUCACGAAAGCUGGCGGCCCUUAAAGUCUGAAAGUGGACGUGGAGAAGUGGUUCAUCCAAGUGCAAACCUCCUUAUGAAGCUAAGAAUGCGCGUUAUCUGAGGAACAUUUAGUCUGAAGGAUGUACAGUAGAUCCCAGUCGAGCGUAGUAUGUAUCAUGGAACGGAAAAACGGGACUAGAAGGUAAAAUAUCGCAGCACGUCGUGUAACUGAUUAUGGGUUACGCGCCCGAACCCGUGAGAGCAGACUGAUCUCUGAUGAGCGCAGUGUGGAGUGGACACACACACACGCUUCAGCUUCCUGGGCGAUGAUUUAUUCACUCAUCCGAGCCCGAGCUUCCAUCAGACACGGCUGAUAAUUCCGUUUAGGACAGCCUCUGAUGUGCAAACUGUGAGAACCAGUGAGGUGUUUAUUCCUGAUCCAGGAUCAGCUCCAAACAAGAUAGAAACUAUAGGAGAACCUGGAGAACUGAUCUCAGAUCAGCGGGAACGCACCUCGUCUGCUGAUGCUGGUCAGAAGCAGAACUCAGACAGAGCUGAUUAACGAGCUUUGGGUUGGUGUUUCACGACAUGAAUAUACUGUAAUCUUUACAAGCUUUCACAGUUUCUCUGUUACUCCAGGCUGCUCGUUUCGUCUGAUCCGUCUGUGAUGUGGCCUCAGUGUAACAGUGUGUAAUGCAGCUUUACACAAUCGUAAGAAUUAUGGAAGUUUGUAUGAAAUGUGAAUGUGUAUGAAUCAAAAUGAUCAGAUAUAUAACGUGCGUAUUGUGAUAUUAAAUGUGCGAUUAUAAUAUAUAUAUAUAUAUAUAUAUAUAUAUAUAUUUACUCUGCUGAAAUGUUCACCUUUGCUCCUUGGCUUUAAUGCUUUCUGUUUAUUUUGCACUGAAGCAAUAUUCCUGGGAGGUUUAUUGAUUCAUUCAUUAAUGCCGAAUGUCUUAAUGCGUUGUUAUUAACCCAGACACACUGCUUUGUCAAGUCUGAAAAAUUCUCUCCAUUCUGUACCUGUAUGUGAUACGCGUGCACGCUUAUAUAUGAUUCUGAAAUAAAUAAAUAAAUAUAACUUUAUUUACUGUC
This is a messenger RNA of Clarias gariepinus (North African catfish), 6092 nucleotides long. RefSeq names its product tripartite motif containing 25 (gene trim25). The record is from RefSeq and is a predicted model, not a curated record. The transcript is spliced from 13 exons. NCBI's taxonomy places the organism in Eukaryota, Metazoa, Chordata, Actinopteri, Siluriformes, Clariidae. Gene Ontology annotation, molecular function: protein binding; zinc ion binding. Bases 97 to 2208 code for a protein of 703 amino acids.